AUGUUUCUCCUUACAACCAUGUCCGACCUGGUGCAGAUAGCGCCGGAAGACUUCUCGAAGCUGAGCUCUGUCGCUAUAGAGGACAACAUCAACGAGAAGUACGCUAACAAGGUCAUUCAGAAUGUCGGUCUCUGUAUCGCUUUUUACGAUCUACUCGAGUCGUCAGACGGCUUGAUCGGCCAUGGAACGGGUCUGGUUAACGUCAACGAAAGAUGGCUGAUAUUAGCAGUCAAAUUCCGGAUAAUCGUCUUUCGGCCGUUUAAGGGAGAAGUCAUCAUCGGGAAGAUCACCAAUGGAACAGAGCAAGGGAUAAAAAUCGGAGUCGAGUUCUUCAACGAUAUCAUCGUUCCGCCAGACCUCCUGCUGGAUGGUGCUAGAUUCGACAUGAAAGACCAGGUCUGGAUAUGGGACAACGGCGAGGGAGGCAUCUUCUACUUUGACGUUGGCGAGACGGUUCGCUUCCGGGUCGAACAGGAAGAAUGGCACGACCAAGUUCCUACUGCUCCAGACCUUCACGACGGCGUCGCAUUUCCGGACCGAAAACCACCUUACUCGAUUAUCGGCUCGAUGCAGGUUGCUGGCCUUGGCUUGGUGGCCUGGUGGUCCUGA
Microsporum canis CBS 113480 is the source of this 609-nucleotide messenger RNA. RefSeq names its product DNA-directed RNA polymerase III 25 kD polypeptide. Bases 1 to 609 code for a protein of 202 amino acids. Gene Ontology annotation, cellular component: RNA polymerase III complex. Gene Ontology annotation, biological process: DNA-templated transcription; transcription initiation at RNA polymerase III promoter. Lineage: Eukaryota; Fungi; Ascomycota; Eurotiomycetes; Onygenales; Arthrodermataceae. The record is from RefSeq and is a predicted model, not a curated record. The transcript has 7 exons.